CUGAUCUAUCAUGUGGCCUCCAGGGAGCGAGGAUAGCUACUCCGCCAAAAUGGACUAUGGCAAGAGCGUGGUGAACAUCCUGCCCAGCGUAGAGAUGCUGGUGAACUUUAAUGGCGAAAUGACGCGGUCUAGCAAACGGUCAUGUCUACUGUACGCGGAGAGAGUGGACUUCAAGGAGCUGCUGCAACUCCGAUUAACGGAGAAGUCCGAUCAACGGCGCAUGUACAUCACCACAGUGGACAGCGCCUCCUUUCAGGAUCUUAAACAGGAUCAGUCGCUGAAUGUGUCAUUCUCUGGGUUCAUUGACAAUGUAGUGCGCAUGCUGAAGGACUGCCAGUCGGGUAAACUGGAGCUGCACCUGACCACACGGGAUCAGAACCUUUCAUCCGGCAGGGAGGUCCACGACUAUUAUCUUCAGUUUGUUGAAAUUCGGUCCUUUAAGAACCUAGUUCACCUUAGCCUGCCUUGUCGUUCUGCUCCCUUGAACACCGUACUCUUCUACAUAAACAGCAUGCUGGAAGCCUCCCACAAAAAGCAAUAUAUUCUCGAGCAAAGUAUGCAGCAAAUGCAGGCUGAAAUCAACGCACAACGCGCGCAUGCGGAAAGGUUGACCACGGAAAACACAAAUAUCAGGGAAGCUUUGGCCGAAAAUACUCGCAUCUUAGAGGAAAAGCAUGCUGCCGAGGUCCAUCAAUACCAGGAAAAACUGUCCAAAAUAAACGAGCAGCGCAGCAAUGAGCUGGAGAGAAAUCGUAGAGCGAUCUCCGGCUUUCAGGCCCAAUUGGACAAGGCUUCGUUGGAGAAAGCAGAACUAAAGUCGGCCCAAGAGCAGGCCGAGAAACGAUGUCAAACCCUGUCCGAGGAGUUGUCCUGUUGCAAAGCCAGAGUGUGCACCCUAAAAGAGCAAAAUGACAAACUGCACGGGGAUGUGGCCAAUAUCAGGAAGCAUGAACGCAAGUUGGAGUACAAAAUCGAGGACCUCAAGCAGCACACUGUCGAGCUGCAGGAACAUAUUCAAAAGGGAAACAAAGAGAAGGCCAACAUAGCCGCUGAACUGGAGGCCGAGAAGAAGAUCCUGCACACCAAGCGCCAGGCUUUGGAAAUGGCCUCCGAGGAGAUCUCCAAGGCCAACCAGAUAAUCGUUAAACAAAGCCAGGAGCUGCUCAACCUCAAAAAGACCAUUGCCUGGCGCACAGAGGUGGCUCUGCAGCAAGAGAAGGCGGUUCAGGCCAAGGAGAGCCUACUAUCCCUGCGGGAGAAUGAGCUGCGCGAGGCUCGAAUAACUAUUGAAAAACUGAGGGAGGAAAUCCCCCAGCAACUGCAAUCCAUGCGUAACUUUGCCCAGGGACUGGAGCAGAAGUAUUCCAAACAAAUCCUCAUUCUAAAAGAACGGCUUGCAAUACCCACGGGCAAAGAAAAUCGGCGAUAGUUUUACUUAUUGUUAAUGCAUUUUUUCGUUUUUUGUACCAGUUUAGUAAAGUUAGUUGUAUUAUUCAGCUCUAGUCAU
Drosophila melanogaster (fruit fly) is the source of this 1507-nucleotide messenger RNA. It is a transcript of the gene Sas-6, whose product is annotated as spindle assembly abnormal 6. The record is from RefSeq and is marked reviewed. The transcript has 4 exons. NCBI's taxonomy places the organism in Eukaryota, Metazoa, Arthropoda, Insecta, Diptera, Drosophilidae. Bases 11 to 1429 code for a protein of 472 amino acids. Gene Ontology annotation, cellular component: centrosome; centriole.